AUGGCUAUCUGGGAACAACUAGAAGUCUCAAAGGCCCAUGUCGCUUAUGCCUGUGUUGGUGUUUUCUCAUCGAUCUUCUCUUUAUUCUCGCUCUAUGUGAAGGAGAAGCUUUAUAUCGGUGAAUCCACUGUGGCAGGUAUAUUUGGCCUUAUCGUGGGCCCCGUGUGUUUGAACUGGUUUAAUCCUUUGAAGUGGGGAAAUUCGGACAGUAUCACAUUAGAAAUCACAAGGAUAGUACUAUGUUUGCAGAUUUUUGCCGUUGCGGUGGAACUGCCACGGAAAUAUAUGCUGAAGCAUUGGGUAUCCGUGACGAUGUUAUUAUUGCCCGUGAUGACAGUUGGCUGGCUUAUUAUCGGCCUCUUUGUCUGGAUUCUUAUACCUGGCUUGAACUUCUCUGCUAGUCUGCUGGUCUCUGCAUGUGUUACGGCCACAGACCCUAUUUUGGCGCAAUCUGUCGUUUCAGGUAAGUUUGCACAAAGAGUCCCUGGCCAUUUAAGAAAUCUUUUGUCUGCAGAAUCAGGCUGCAACGAUGGUAUGGCUUUUCCCUUUAUAUUUCUUUCUAUGAAUCUAAUUUUGCAUCCUGGUAAUGGGAGGGAAAUUGUCAAAGACUGGUUUUGUGUUACUAUCUUAUACGAAUGUUUGUUCGGAUGCUUGCUAGGUUGUUUCAUUGGUUACGUCGGGAGAAUUACUAUUAGGUUCGCCGAAAAGAAAAACAUCAUUGAUCGUGAAUCCUUCUUAGCGUUUUACGUUGUCCUGGCGUUCAUGUGCGCAGGAUUCGGCUCCAUUUUAGGUGUGGAUGACUUGCUGGUGUCAUUUUCAGCCGGUGCGGCUUUUGCAUGGGAUGGAUGGUUUUCUCAGAAGACUCGAGAGAGUAAUGUUUCCACGGUGAUUGAUUUACUAUUGAACUACGCGUACUUUAUUUAUUUUGGUGCCAUUAUACCGUGGAGUCAAUUCAACAACGGUGAAAUAGGUACGAACAUUUGGCGUUUAAUUAUAUUAUCUAUAGUGGUCAUUUUCUUACGUAGAAUCCCCGCAGUUAUGAUAUUGAGACCACUUAUUCCUGAUAUUAAAUCGUGGCGUGAGGCACUUUUCGUGGGCCAUUUCGGGCCUAUUGGCGUUGGUGCCAUUUUUGCUGCCAUAUUAGCUCGUGGUGAGUUAGAGUCUACUUUUAGUGAUGAACCCACUCCCCUGAAUGUAGUGCCGUCCAAGGACGUAACCAAACAUUGGCAAUUAAUAGCCUGCAUAUGGCCUAUUACCUGCUUUUUCAUUGUUACUUCCAUCAUAGUCCAUGGCUCCUCAGUUGCCAUUAUAACCCUGGGCCGUCAUUUGAACACUAUUACAUUAACAAAGACAUUUACCACACACACCACUAAUGGCGAAAACGGGAAAACCUCAUGGAUGCAAAGAUUACCAUCACUGGACAAAGCUGGACGUUCAUUUUCAUUACAUCGUAUGGAUACUCAAAUGACUCUAUCAGGAGACGAAGUUGAAGAAGAUGAGGGAGACCGUAAAGGACUAGCAGGCAGUGAAGAUGAAGGAUCAAACAAAAAUCAAAUCGGGAGUGUCGAAACAAGCGGAGUUCCUGCAAGGCCUGCUGGCGGUAUGCCAAGAAGAAAAAAACUAACAAUGAAAGAAAAAAGGCUAAGUAGAAGACAAAAGCUAAGGAACAAGGGUAGGGAACUGUUUUCAUCGAGAUCUAAAAAUGAAAUGUAUGAUGACGACGAAUUGAACGAUUUAGGCAGAGAAAGGCUGCAAAAGGAAAAGGAAGCACGCGCCGCCACAUUUGCAUUAAGCACGGCUGUUAACACGCAACGUAAUGAAGAAAUUGGAAUGGGUGGAGAUGAGGAAGAAGACGAAUAUACGCCAGAAAAAGAAUACAGUGACAAUUACAACUACAAUGAUAACGAUAACACGCCAAGUUUCGAAUCGUCUGAGAGAUCUUCAUCUUUACGAGGAAGAAGAUACAUACCAAGACAUCGUUAUGAUGAAGAAGAGGCAGAAAGUGAAACUGAAAGUGAGGAUGAGACGGAAGACGAAAGUGAAAGAUCGAUGGCCAGUAACGAAGAAAGAAGAAUACGAAAAAUGAAAGAGGAAGAGAUGAAACCUGGUACGGCCUAUUUGGAUGGUAAUAGAAUGAUUAUCGAAAAUAAACAAGGUGAAAUUUUGAACCAAGUGGACAUAGAAGAUGGCAACAAACCGAAGGAUGAAGAGGCCAGCAUUGAUAGUACAGCCCAUUCAAGCCUAACGACUACAACAACCAAUGUGUCUAGUGGAAGUGCAGGAAAAUUAAGGAGAAUCUUGACCCCUACAUCUUUAAAAAAGAUACAUUCAUUAGUGGACAAGGGGAAAGAAAAGGAUAAAAACAACAAAUAUCAUGCAUUCAAGAUAGACAAUUUGUUAAUCAUCGAAAAUGAAGAUGGUGAUGUUAUAAAAAGAUACAAGAUAAACCCCCAUAAUUCUGGUGAUGGUAGGAGUACGAACCGCUCAAGAAAUGACAGUGUUGUAUCAAGGGCCCUCACCGCCGUCGGAUUGAAGAGUAAAUCGAAUAGCGGCGUACCGCCUCCAGCAGGUGUAGGAAAAGCUAUGGAAGGAUCUUCAAAGAGGGGUCCCGGGAUGCUGAAGAAAAGAACGUUGACACCUGCACCUGUGGGAGGUGUACAAGGAUCAUUAAAUCUGGAAGAUGAGACUUCGUCUGGGGAAGAUUUGGGUGAUAGCUAUAACAUGGAGGAUAGUGAAGAUUACGACGAUAACGCCUACGAAUCUGAAACCGAAUUCGAAAGACAAAGAAGGUUGAAUGCAUUAGGUGAGAUGGCAGCACCAGCGGACCAAGAUGACGAAGAGUUGCCACCACUACCCGUGGAGACACAAGGUGGAAAUGACGGUCCCGGUACUGUGGAGGGCAAAAAGAAGCAAAAGAGCGCUGCUGUGAAGUCAGCUCUGUCAAAAACACUUGGACUUAAUAAGUAA
This is a messenger RNA of Saccharomyces kudriavzevii IFO 1802, 2967 nucleotides long. It is a transcript of the gene NHA1, whose product is annotated as Nha1p. The transcript has a single exon. Gene Ontology annotation, biological process: intracellular potassium ion homeostasis; proton export across plasma membrane; regulation of membrane potential. Gene Ontology annotation, molecular function: potassium ion transmembrane transporter activity; sodium:proton antiporter activity. The coding region runs from base 1 to 2967 and encodes 988 amino acids. Gene Ontology annotation, cellular component: plasma membrane. NCBI's taxonomy places the organism in Eukaryota, Fungi, Ascomycota, Saccharomycetes, Saccharomycetales, Saccharomycetaceae. The record is from RefSeq and is a predicted model, not a curated record.